Tupaia belangeri chinensis (Chinese tree shrew) is the source of this 1850-nucleotide messenger RNA. It is a transcript of the gene SEPTIN1, whose product is annotated as septin 1. The transcript is spliced from 12 exons. Lineage: Eukaryota; Metazoa; Chordata; Mammalia; Scandentia; Tupaiidae. Bases 435 to 1538 code for a protein of 367 amino acids. The record is from RefSeq and is a predicted model, not a curated record. Gene Ontology annotation, molecular function: GTP binding.
GGGCCAUGCCCUCAGACAGCUCAAUCAGAAGAGACAGCCAAUGUGAGCAUUGGUGGGGCCUAGGAAACGUGCUGACCCUGGGAACUUUAUUACCAUCUGUUCAACGCCUCCGUCUCACCAGCUAAAGAGCAGCCUGCUUCCUUCCUUUCUGCCCAUACUCCACCUCUCACCCUGGGGAUGGGGCUACCACUGAGGCUUGGUAUAAAGGUGUGUGGAAAUCGGAGUUAAAGCUGCCUUAGGGGUAAAGGACAGAGAUCCAGGAGGUGGGAACCAUUGGUAUUCUGGGUCUUAGCCUUCCCCAACGUUUUGGGCCUGGGCCAGUUCGAGCACCUCAGCUUCCUACACUGCCCGCCCCCUUGUUUGCCGUAUUCAACUUCCUGCCCUGCCACAGGAAGUGGGGAGCCAUAGCAGGUGCAGCGACAGCUAGCGGAGUCAUGGACAAGGAGUAUGUGGGUUUUGCUGCCCUCCCCAACCAGCUGCAUCGCAAGUCUGUCAAGAAGGGGUUUGACUUCACACUCAUGGUGGCAGGGGAGUCAGGCCUGGGGAAAUCCACGCUCAUCAACAGUCUGUUCCUCACCAACCUCUAUGAGGACCGGCAGGUGCCAGAGGCCAGUGCUCGCUUGACACAAACGCUGACCAUCGAGCGCCGGGGCGUGGAGAUUGAGGAGGGGGGUAUUAAGGUGAAGCUGACCCUGGUGGACACGCCUGGCUUUGGGGACUCAGUGGACUGCUCGGACUGCUGGUUGCCUGUGGUACGCUUCAUCGAGGAGCAAUUCGAGCAAUAUCUGAGGGACGAGAGUGGCCUGAACCGGAAGAACAUCCAGGAUUCCCGCGUCCACUGCUGCCUCUACUUCAUCUCACCCUUUGGCAGGGGGCUCCGGCCCCUAGAUGUGGCCUUCCUCCGGGCAGUGCAUGAGAAAGUCAACAUCAUCCCAGUCAUCGGAAAAGCAGAUGCCCUGAUGCCCAAGGAAACCCAGGCCCUCAAGCAGAAGAUCCGCGAGCAGCUGAAGGAAGAGGAGAUCAACAUCUACCAGUUCCCAGAUUGUGACUCUGAUGAGGAUGAAGACUUCAAGAGGCAGGAUGCUGAGAUGAAGGAAAGCAUCCCUUUUGCAGUCGUGGGUUCAUGCGAGGUGGUGAGGGAUGUUGGGGCACGACCGGUGAGGGGACGCCGCUACUCCUGGGGUACCGUGGAGGUGGAGAACCCACAUCACUGCGAUUUCCUGAACCUACGACGGAUGCUGGUGCAGACGCACUUGCAGGACCUGAAAGAGGUGACGCAUGAUCAGCUCUACGAGGGUUACCGGGCUCGCUGUCUACAGAGCCUGGCCCGGCCGGGCGCUCGCGAUCGAGCCAGCCGCAGUAAGCUUUCCCGCCAGAGCGCCACGGAGAUCCCGCUGCCCAUGCUGCCUCUGGCCGAGACGGAGAAGCUGAUCCGCGAGAAAGACGAAGAGCUGCGUCGCAUGCAAGAGAUGCUGGAGAAGAUGCAGGCCCAGAUGCAGCAGAGCCAGGCUCAAGGAGAACAGUCGGACGCUCUCUGAGGCUCUAGCCCCGACCGUCUUACCUCGGCUCCGCCUUCAGUCCGUCUCUUGUCCAAUCCUCAGGCCCCAGGCUGCCCAACACCUAAUCCCGGAGCCCCAGCCGGUUGGCCCGCCUUGCUCUGGCUCUCUGUAGGUUCUCUGGCUAAACGGUUCUCCCCAGUCCCCGAGUUUGUAGCCCCGCCCCGGCUGCCUUGGCUCCACCCCCAGCCCGCUCUGCGCCCACUCCAAUCCAGCCCAGGACCGCCCUCUCCUAGCUUCGGGCGUCUCCCUCUUCAGGCAGCUUGUUUAAUAAAAACAAGGAGCUUCUUUGAG